UUUGCGUUUGAGUCCCUGGCUCGGAUCUUUGUGCGCUGCGCAGAGCGCUGCGCAGGACCCGGGGGUGCUCCCUGCUGCCGACGCCUGCACCAGCAGCCUGCUUCGGCCACUGCUGCUGCUGGGAAUCGCUUUGUGAGUCAGGGCAGCCGUCUGUGGGCACCCUCGUCCGCCCGUGUGGGCAGGGUCCGCUGGCCUCACAGGUUAGGCCUUGCCGUGGCGCCUUGCCGUGGUUGUGUAGUCUAGGGAAGGGCCUCAGCCAUGGUCUCUGCCCUUCCACACACGUGUAGAGAUAGGCCAGGCGUGCUGAGCUGGGCCGUCUGUGUGACAUGCACCAUCCAGGCUGCCCCUGCGUGCCUCUUGGAGCCUCCGGCUCAGCUGCUCGCCGUCCCUCUAGCAGGUCGGAGCGGGAACGGAAUUGGUCUGAAUGGGCGUGUGUUUGUUUUGCACUGUCAAGUAGCAUCUCCUGCUGCCUGGGAGCAGAUGGUGCUCUCUGUGAUGUUUGUGCUGUGCAAGUGUAAGCUCCUGGCAGCUCAGGGGAGGACAAGCUCUGAACACCUUCCCGUGUUCUCUCAGCAAAGCCUGGGCAAUCAGCUUAGUGCUUCUCCCAGCCACCAAGAGCUCAGGUUUGAGAACUGGGGAAGUGCUUUGAGGCUUAUCUCCAGGCAGCAGUGGGAGCAGCAACACUGACCUUUCCAGCUUUUCUGGCAGGACACGGUGUUGACAGGAGCUGCAUCUUGAGGGAGGGUUGAGGGCUGGGAGAGUGUCACUGCCAAGACACUGAUUGUGUGAGCACUAGGCUGUAGCAAGCUACACUACAGCAUCAGCAUCAGCCUGCUGCUGCUGCUGCCUCCGCCUCGGUACUGCAGCCUGUUCACAAGGAACUGAGAGCAAUUUGUGGCCUGGAGUUCAUCCCACCCUGGCAGGGGGCUGCCCUGGGGACUGGGCAGCGGCUGAGUUGAGAUCUGCUGUCCCAUGUUAUCCACGGCUGUCCUGUCCUUGAGCUGCACAGCUGAAUGGAGUCUGCUUGCUCUGCAGGUGCCUGCUCGCGCAGAGGAGAUCACGAUCCCAGCUGAUGUCACGCCUGAGAAAGUCCCCACGCAUAUAGUGGACUACUCAGAAUCAGAGCAGACAGAGGAUGAACUGCAGGAGGAAAUCACUAAGGCCAACGUAGUCUGUGUGGUGUACGAUGUCACCAAGGAGGCCACGAUCGAGAAGAUCCGCACGAAGUGGAUCCCCAUGGUGAACGGGGGAGUUGAAAAGGGCUCCAGGAUCCCCAUUAUUUUAGUGGGAAACAAGUCUGACUUGCAAGCGGGGAGUUCCAUGGAUGUCAUCUUGCCCAUCAUGAACCAGUUUUCGGAGAUUGAGACUUGUGUGGAGUGCUCUGCUAAGAACCUCAAGAACAUCUCUGAGCUCUUCUACUAUGCCCAGAAAGCUGUGCUGCACCCUACUGCCCCCCUGUAUGACCCAGAGGAGAAGCAGCUGAGACCCGCGUGUGCGCGAGCACUGACCCGGAUUUUCAAUCUCUCGGACCAGGAUAACAACCAGAUCCUUAGUGAUGAUGAACUCAACUAUUUCCAGAAGUCCUGCUUUGGAAACCCCCUGGCUCCGCAGGCCCUGGAGGAUGUGAAGAUGGUUGUGUGGAAGAACACCACGGACGGGGUGCAGGACAACGGCCUGACAUUAAACGGCUUCCUCUUCCUCAACACACUCUUCAUCCAGAGGGGCCGGCAUGAGACCACCUGGACCAUUCUUCGCCGCUUUGGGUACGACGACGAGCUGGAGCUGACGGAUGACUAUCUCUACCCGCAGUUCCGCCUGCCCCCCGGCUGCUCCACAGAGCUCAACCACUUGGGCUACCAGUUCCUGCAGCGGCUGUUUGAGAAGCAUGACAAGGACCAGGAUGGAGCCCUCUCGCCCACAGAGCUGCAGAGCUUCUUCAGCGUCUUCCCCUGUGUGCCCUGGGGCCCUGAGCUCUACAACACGGUAUGCACCACUGAUAAAGGCCUGCUUUCCCUGCAUGGAUUCCUCUGCCAGUGGACGCUCGUAGCCUACCUGGAUGUCCGGCACUGCCUGGAAUGCCUGGGCUACCUGGGCUACCCCAUCCUCUCGGAGCAGGACUCCCAGACGCAGGCCCUCACAGUGACCCGGGAGAAGAGGAUUGACUUGGAGAAGGGUCAGACCCAGCGAAAUGUCUUCCUCUGCAAGGUGCUGGGAGCCAAGGGUGCAGGCAAGUCCGCCUUCCUGCAGGCCUUCCUCGGCAGGAGCCUCGCGGCCCAGAGGGAGAACCGAGGAGAGCCGUCCCUCUAUGCGAUCAACACUGUGCAGGUCAACAGCCAGGAAAAAUACCUCAUCCUGUAUGAGGUCAGUGCCGACACAAAGCUCGUGAAGCCAUCAGACACAGCCUGCGAUGUUGCCUGUUUGAUCUAUGACCUGAGCGACCCCAAAUCCUUCAGCUAUUGUGCCAGUAUUUAUAAGCAACACUACAUGGACAGCCAGAUCCCCUGCGUCUUCGUGGCCUCCAAGACAGACCUGCCAGAAGCCAGUCAGCAGCCUGGGCUCUCCCCCACGGAGUUCUGCUAUAAGCACUGCCUCCCGCCACCCUUCCUCUUCUCCUGCCAUGGCCAAGGCCCACCUGGCACUGCCAUCUACACCAAGCUGGCCACUGCUGCCACCUUCCCCCACUUGAAUGCUGCGGAGCUGGGAGCCGCAUCCUUCUGGCUCCGGGUGGCUCUGGGGGCUGCGGUGACUGCCCUGGUAGGGUUCACGCUGUACCGCGUACUAGCCAAGAACAAAUGAGAACUGCUCUCCACCCCGUUCUCCCCGUGCCACCAGCCUCUCCCUCCCAAAUGAUGCUCCAGUGAGGGGCCCUGCGUCGAUCUGCUUUCCGUGGGAAACCCUCCUUCCCCCCAGCCUCGACUGCAGAACCAGCGAAACCAGACCUCUCAGCACCAGCAGGAUAGAGCCCAGCAGGCAAUUCCAUGGUACCAGCCAGCCUAGCCCUGCUGGCCCCUGCAGCCUACUCACCUGCGUGGCUCACGUACCCAGCCGUGGUAGUGGGGCCCUGCCAGCCUCUGCCUUGGGGGUCCAGCCUCCCUGGGAGUCAGAGGAUCACCUCUCUUUUAUUCUGGUUAUUUUUUUAACGCUUGUUUUUAUGCUCAGACGUGUUUCAGUAUCUGUCAGGCCAGGCACAUCUCUUUCCCCAGAGAGCUGUGCUGGGCCCUGCUGGCGCCCUCAAUUCUGUGGGAGAUGUUAUAUAUAUCUUCCCAGAGCCCCCUGGGACUCUGGCAGCCCUGGCAUUGAGACCGUGCCAGUUUCCGGGCUGCUGCAGGAGAGCUGCUGAACGGGCUAAGAGUCCUGGUCCCAUAGGGCAUGUCUCUGUCAGGAGUCCCCAUGUCCCUCUGCCAGCAUGGCCCAUGCUGGGAACGGCAGCUGUGGGAAGUCUGGGGGCUCACCCUGUCCGGGUCCUUGUGUUUUUGGGGUCACUUGGCUGCUGACCCAUCCCACUGUCCUGUUGGGCCACUGUAGCAGCAGCCCCCAGCCCUGGGCUGCAAGAGAAACGAGCGAUACCAAGACCUGUCGCAGGUCCCUUCUGUUUCUAGCUUGUGUGCAAAAUACUUGGAGUCCUGCAGCGUGCCAGGAUCUCAGCCCAUCUGCCCUUCCUGGCCCAGCUGGCAGCUUGUGCCAUCCCCUCCCCACCCUUGCCCUGGCCACCAGUAUUAGCGGGGGUGUAGGAACCAUGGUAAGCAAGAGAGGGCUGCCAUGGGGUAGGGUGGCUGUUGCACUCCUGAUGGUUGCCAUUCAGUCACUGGUCAAGAUGAGCUGUGGCUCUUUCCUGGCAGUGUCACCAUUGAGCUGGUGCCACGCGAUGCCAUGCGUUGGCUUGUGGCCCUCGUCCUGCUGUCCUCCCCAUGGGGCUCAGCCCUGGCCUGGCUAGCUUUGCUGCUCUGAGGGCUGUCCCAGCACAGGGUGCUCAAGGUGUCGCAUGCCCUGGUAGAACUGGAAGCUGUUUUCCCCCUUGGGUGGCCCUGUCCCCCUGUCUGGCUGCGUGAUGGUGUUAGUUGCAGGGCAGCUGACGUGACUUCAGUCCAGCACAAACCCAGGGUCCCAAAGAGCGAGGCCAGCCUUCGCCGGCCCCUCCAGGCUGGCUCCCCGCUCAGCUUCCACCCCGUUGGCUCGUGCCCUGGUUCUCCCUGCCAUGCCAGCGUGGGAGCCCAGGUAGGCUACUGAUUAAAUGAGUGACAUUAGUCGUUAGGCUUUCAAGCACGCUCAGGGUAGGCUUAUUUACAGUCAGCUUGUGGGGCAGCACCAGGUUAGAACGAACAGCUUUUCUAUACGUUUGUCUAUUUAUACCUUUUUUUGUGGCCUGGAGCCAGUGAUGGAUUUGAGAAGUCGCUCGGCUGCACCCAGCUACCUCUUGGGGGGCGAGUCCCGGGGUGGUGCCCCUGGCCGGGGCGGUGAGCUGAGCCUGCGGGAAGGCGCUGACGACAGCACUGUCCCCAGCGCCGGCCCGGCGAGUGGC
This is a messenger RNA of Struthio camelus australis, 4519 nucleotides long. The record is from RefSeq and is a predicted model, not a curated record. NCBI's taxonomy places the organism in Eukaryota, Metazoa, Chordata, Aves, Struthioniformes, Struthionidae.